Molecule: messenger RNA, 1586 nt
Organism: Acipenser ruthenus (sterlet)
Lineage: Eukaryota; Metazoa; Chordata; Actinopteri; Acipenseriformes; Acipenseridae
Product: NACHT, LRR and PYD domains-containing protein 6-like
Exons: 3
Coding region: 309-878 (189 amino acids)
Molecular function (GO): DNA binding
Source: RefSeq, a predicted model, not a curated record
UGUGAUUUUAUAAACGUCCUAUGUUUUAUUUCGCUGUUGUAAGCGGCUUUACCCGUCUGAUUGUCAGCUAGGGCUGGAGACGGAGUUUAGUUAGCGCUCCUAAUUGAAGCUAGGAUAUGUGUUUGUUUAUCACGUGUUCGCUGUGUGUAAAUAAAUAUACAAGCGCCUAUACACGUUUUGCUGAACUGUUGUCUGAAAACGUAUUUAUCUGCAUUAGAAGACGGUGUUUAAGGUCCCAAAACAGUGAAUAACGACCCGGCGUUGUUUCACAACAGGAGCUUGUGUAGUUUACUGCAGCGGCGACAGCAAUGGCAUCUUACUGUGGAGAUAUCUUGAUAAAACACCUGGAAGGUUUAAGAAAUACAGAGUUUAAGAGAUUCCGUUCAAAGCUGAAGAGCUACGAGGGGGGAAAUUUGCAGAUUCCACACGGCCGCCUGGAGAGAGCCGGCGUGGACGAGACGGUGGAGCUGUUGAUUCAGUGUUUUGUGAACCAGGCUGUGCCGGUGGCUGUCGAGGUGCUGAAGAGAUGCAAUGUCAAUAACGUGGCUCAGGAACUGCACUCCGAAUGGGAGAAAGAAUGCAAAAAAAGAAAAUGUGAACCGAUCACAUCUGAAGAGGAUGAAGUGAAGUCCAUCAAAUUGGAACCACAUCUUUACGCGCGUCCCACGAAGCCGGCACCCAGAGUCUCCAGCGAAACCGGCCCCUCUGAGGCGUGUGGUCUGGAUUCACCGAUCCCAGAAGACAGCGAGCAGGAUGAGACUGCGCUCUUCAUGAUGAGUCUACAGGCGAGGCUUAAACGACUGCCUCCCGUGAAGCGCUCCAUUGCUAUGAUUGACAUUCAGACGAUCCUCCACCAGCACGAGUUCAACUCAUCCUAGGGGACUCCUUGUGGCUGCCUGACCAAGUACUGGAAUGAAUACUCAGUGUUUUACUACUACACAACUAUCGCUGUAAAACCAGAUUUAAUAUGUCGUGUGUUUGGGAUUCCUUUAUUGUUAAGUUGUGAUGUUUGCUCAGGCUGUGCCAAAUGAUGUGUUACAGAAGAAACCCACUCUACUGUUAAAAUACUGUUAAACGUUUUAACUGUAAACGUUUGCCAUGUUUAUGUAAGGGAUGAUAUCACAGGAUAAGAUGUACAGGGUUUUUUUCAAUUCAUUAAAAAGGUAAACUGUAAAUAUGACCAAUUUCAUUUAUAGUCUUCCCCUGAUGUUUAGAAUAUUCAGAAAGAGCAGAACUUCAGGAUUUUUAACACAGAUAGUGAGAUCUUCAGUUCUAAACACCCUGUACUCUACCAGUGGUGUGCAAACUUUUUAUAGCAGACCCCUUCUCUUAGCAUACAUUUUGUUGCACUCCCCCACCCCCAUAUAUUAAUGUUACGACUUAACUUGAUAUUUUAACAGGUGUUGUGUGUAGUGUUUUUUAUUUUUCAGAUUUAAUGCAACAUGUAUUUAACUAGAUUUAACCACAAAGUCCAGAUUUAGCUAAAUACUUAAAAGUUACACAUUCUUAAGUUUUGAGAAUCAGUACUUCAGAUAUAAUUUAUAAAUGUUAAAAACAUGUAUCACAAAUUUAAAAUAAUUUUUUUU